This is a messenger RNA of Alnus glutinosa, 2094 nucleotides long. RefSeq lists its product as uncharacterized. The transcript is spliced from 3 exons. The record is from RefSeq and is a predicted model, not a curated record. Bases 626 to 1168 code for a protein of 180 amino acids. Lineage: Eukaryota; Viridiplantae; Streptophyta; Magnoliopsida; Fagales; Betulaceae.
UGAUACAUGUGUAUUUAAAAAGGCACUAAAAUGGUAUGCUGUGCAAAAUGGGUUUGAUUUCAAUGAUAGGGUGAGGGUGAGUGCAGUUUGUAAAGAGCAAGGUGAAGGUUGUGAAUGGAGGAUUCACGCAUCUUUGGAUGCAAAGAAAGAAUCAAUACAGAUAAAAACAUUCAGACCAGGCCAUCAAUGUGGGAAUCAGUAUGAGAAUACGAGGGCUGAUGUGCAGUUUCUUGCCACCAAGUAUAUGCCUGAUUUCAAGGAUGAUCCCACAUGGACCCCAUAUGCAUUGCAAUAAAGGGUGAAAAGGGAUCACAAUAUUGAUGUUCCUAUAGGCAGAUGCUGGAGAGCAAAAAAGGUUGCACUUAAGGCAAUCUAUGGUAGUCAUUCGGAGCAAUACCGCCAUGCAAAGAAGUAUUGUGAAGCCAUACUGAGGUCGAAUCCCAACAGUAGUGCAUAUGUGAAAAUAGAGGGAUCCUGCUUCCAGGUGUUGUAUAUAUGCUUAGAUGCAUGCAAGAAAGGUUUCAAGUAUGGCUGUAGGCCAGUUGUAUGCUUGGAUACUUGCCACCUUAAAGGGGAAGUAAGGGGCCAGUUGUUGUGUGCCAUUGGGAAGGAUGGGAAUGAUGAUAUGUUCCCCAUUGCAUAUGCGGUUGCAGAGGGUGAGACAAGGCCCUCUUGGGAGUGGUUUUUUAGACUUCUUAUUGAUGAUGUUUAUGUGGGAAGUGGGGAAGGUCGCGGGUGGACUGUUAUGUCUGAUCGACAGAAGGGGCUUGGUCCCGCAGUAGACCAUUUGUUGCCACAUGCUGAGCAUCGAUUUUGUGUGCGUCAUCUACAUGCAAACUUCAAGUCAAACGGAUACAAAGGGAAAGCAUUCAAGGAUCAGUUGUGGGGAGCUGCAAGAGCAUCAAAUGCAUUGCUAUUUCAGCAUCACAUGAAGGUGAUAGCAAGUAUGGAUGUUGGUGCCUAUAAGUAUCUUAAUGAUGUCGACCCUGCAUCAUGGUCUAGACAUGCCUUUUCUACACAUUCGAAGAGUGAUAUGCUUCUGAAAAACCUUGCGGAGACAUUCAAUUCAUGGAUCAAAGAGUCUAGGGACAAGCCGCUCUUGACGAUGCUGGAAAUGAUCCGGAGACAAUUGAUGACAAUAUUCCAGCAAAAAAAAGACGGAGUCUGAGCCGCUUCUCACAAAAUAUGUCCCAAAAUUCAGAAGAAGUUAGAAAGAUCCAAGGACGAAGCAAAGAACUGUAUAUGUAUAUGUAGAUGGCAGAAUGAGUUGGAGUUCGAGGUUGACCACAUGUUUGAUGCACGUCGAAUAAUGAAUUUGGCUCAAGGUACAUGCUUAUGUGGGAGAUGGCAACUCAAUGGUAUCCCUUGUGCACAUGCUUGUGCUGCCAUUUACAUGUACAAACAAAAGCCUAAGCAAUUUUUAGAUGGCUAUUACAUGAUGGAUAAGUACAUGCAGGCAUAUGAACCACAGGUACAUGUUAUGCCAGGGCCUGAAGAGUGGCCAGAUGUUGCUGCCUAUGAUGAAAUUUUGCUUCCAGUUGAUAGAGUUUAGCUUGGACGUCCAAGAAAAGCUAGGAGAAGGGCACCCGAUGAGCCCACUAACCCAUACAAGAUAAGCCGUAGUGGGUAUGUGGUCACAUGCGGCAACUGUGGGGGUAAGGGUCACAACUACAAGGGUUGCCAUCUACCCCUAAACUCUAACCGAAAGAGAUGGAACCCAAAGAAGAGGAAGAUUGCUGAAACUUCUUCAAAUGUAUCUCAAAAUGAAGCUACGUCAUCCCAACCUGUGCAAACCCGUGUUCAAAGGCUUAAGGGCAAGGCAAUGGCUACUCAAUGAACAUGUUGUUGUUGACUUUUUUUUUGUAAUGAUCUAAACAUUCGUGUCAGUUGGUAGAAUGGUUUGAUGAACAAUCGGUGUAUGGGAGGUUAUUUAGGUGAAUGUUGCUAUGUUGGAUAAACAAUGGAUAGUUUAUGUUGGUGGUAUCCACAAUAUUUUGUGAUAUUUUGUGGAUGUAGUUAGGUGAAUGUUGCUAUUUUGGACAAAUGGUCCUUGAGUUUAUGUUGGUGGUAUGAACAAUAUUUUGUGAUAUUCCA